AUGGUCAAAUUUGCAGUCGUUUGUGCGAGCAACAUGAAUCGCAGCAUGGAGGCACACUACCAGCUCAAAAAGCAGGACUACAACAUCCAGUCAUUUGGCACUGGGCAGACACUACGGCUCCCCGGACCCUCUCCGACACAACCCAAUACUUACCCGUUUGGAAUGCCAUACACCGAGAUCCGAGAGCAUCUUAGAUCACAAAAUAACAUUGAAGUCUACACGCGGCUAGGCCUGUUCUCCAUGCUAGAGCGCAACGUCAAGGUUAAGGCAGCUCCACAGCGGUUCCAGCUCGAGGAGAGCAGCUACGAUGUGAUUUUCACCUGCGAGGAGCGCGUGUUUGACAGUGUCUGUGAAGAGCUGCUGAACCGCGCCGGAGUGAAGAGCCAACCGGUGCACGUCAUUAACGUGCAGAUCGAGGAUAACAACCGGGAUGCUAUUAUUGGCGCAAAGACGAUUGUCGAGCUGGCGAGGAUGAUCGUGGCCGCUCGCGAUUUGGAACGCGAUAUCGAUGGUAUUAUUGAGGAUGUGCAGAAUAGGAUGCCGCACCGUCUUUAUUACAUGUUGGCAUUUUACUAA
Messenger RNA from Kickxella alabastrina, 576 nucleotides. RefSeq names its product RNA polymerase II subunit A C-terminal domain phosphatase SSU72-like protein. Gene Ontology annotation, cellular component: nucleus; mRNA cleavage and polyadenylation specificity factor complex. Bases 1 to 576 code for a protein of 191 amino acids. Gene Ontology annotation, biological process: termination of RNA polymerase II transcription. The transcript has a single exon. The record is from RefSeq and is a predicted model, not a curated record. Lineage: Eukaryota; Fungi; Kickxellomycota; Kickxellomycetes; Kickxellales; Kickxellaceae. Gene Ontology annotation, molecular function: RNA polymerase II CTD heptapeptide repeat phosphatase activity.